AUGUCAUCAGGGCCUGGAGGUGUCGGAGGCAUGAAGAGAGUAAGACUUUUGCAAUCACUGAAACAAUCUAAAGCUUCAAAUACUGAAUCUGGAAGAAAGACAUCAGUAAACGAUCCUCAUGAUGAUGGAGUUGAGUCAAACUCCCUAAGCAGGAAGCAACUAAUGCUUAUUCAAAUCUUGACUCCUGAAGCAAUGGCAAGACUUUUUCAAAUCGCACUUGAUGACCCUGAGAUGGCGAAAAAUAUGGAGAAUUCUAUAUUAUUUGCUAAUCAUAAGGGGAAAAUCGUUGGCAAGGUGGAUGAGGAUAGACUUAUCUCAUGGCUUGAACAAGUCAAAGCCCAAACAGGCCAAACUACUACUAAAGGAACCAAAUCAAACGAGACAAUAAUGACACAUAAACAAAAUAUGGAUGAAACUUUCUACACGCAGGAUAGUUCCAAAUCUUUAGGACUGAGGAGUUCUAAAAGGAGAAUUUUUGGAUCACCUUCUUGUCAAGUGCAAUCACCAAUGAAAGAUUCACAUAGACUUGAGAAGGCUCCUGAUAAGGCAUCAACUCAUGGUCCAAAGCAAGGUCGUGGUCCAGCAAGUGGCCAAAAACUAGACCAACAAGUGAAAAAGCAUGGCAAGUACAAGAUUUUGUUUUUACCUGGAGAAACUGAUGCAGUGAAGUUUAAUUUGGAUUUGAGUAAUGGAAUUGGAAUCAUUGUUAGAACUGAUGCUGAAAUUAAAGGGGCAACAGGGUGGGGCGAUGUUUCUGAGGACAAUAAAGCGAUCUGUUAUACCAGACUCUUUGAAUGGUUUGAGAUUGAAGAUUGGUCUGAUAAACGAGUGCAAGAAAUAAUUAAUGCUAAAUUCAAAAGUGCCUUUACAAGAUGGAGAUGCACAUUGCAUAAGCUUUAUGAAAAUUUACUUGCCAAAGAUGUUGACCCCAGAGAUGUGUGUCCAAGACCAGAUUUGACAAUGGAAAAAUGGCUAGAGGCAUGCGAUUUCAUUGAAGAUAAUGACUUUCAGAGAAAGUCACGUGUGAACUCUGAAAAUCGUAAAAAGAAACCAUUCAAUCACACAUCUGGAAAAAGAACAAUGCUCAGUCACUACAAAGAGAUGACGGAAAAAAGUGAGAUUGAACUCUUUAGAAAGACACAUGUGAGCAAGUCAAGGGGAGGAGAAUUCAUCAACACAGUUGCUCAAUCUAAAUAUAAUGAGAUGGUUGACUUGAAAAUGAAAGCUGCUGAACACGGCAAAGAAUCACUUGCGGAGCCGGUAAUAGUGAAAUCUGUUCUUGGAUACCGAUCUGGAUACAUUAAAGGAAUGGGACAUGGAGUGCAAGUUCUUCACAAUCGUGAAUCAAAUGUAUUUGCUGGCAUUGAUUUGAAGGAGAAGUUGUUGGAACUAGAAAGUGCGAAGGUAGAGAUUGUCAACCUCACAAAGGCAUAUAGUGAACAGAGGAAAAAGAUGGACAAGAUGGAAAGUGAUAUGGCCAAAAUGCAGGGAAUUUUACAACAUAUUGCAGAUGGACAUGAAGCUCGAGCGCGAGAGGAUUGCAAAAGAGAUUCUUGAAAGGUCGUUGGGGAUGAACAAUGUUUACGUCAAGAAAAUAGAUGAUAGUAUAUAAGUUGUGGUUACAAAUAAAUGACAAAUAAAUCUUUUGUGCCUGCUGUUGGAGCAGGACACAGACUGCAUUCUCUCACCUAGAAAGUGAGAGAAUGUGCUAAAUAUGUUUAAACUGCCUCGAUUAUGAUUAGAGUUUCAUUGUUUUAAACUAAUGUGAUCUUUAUUAACA
This is a messenger RNA of Salvia miltiorrhiza (redroot sage), 1780 nucleotides long. RefSeq lists its product as uncharacterized. The record is from RefSeq and is a predicted model, not a curated record. Gene Ontology annotation, cellular component: nucleus; cytosol. The coding region runs from base 1 to 1557 and encodes 518 amino acids. The transcript is spliced from 10 exons. Gene Ontology annotation, molecular function: DNA binding. NCBI's taxonomy places the organism in Eukaryota, Viridiplantae, Streptophyta, Magnoliopsida, Lamiales, Lamiaceae.